Molecule: messenger RNA, 246 nt
Organism: Paramuricea clavata
Lineage: Eukaryota; Metazoa; Cnidaria; Anthozoa; Malacalcyonacea; Plexauridae
Source: the annotation of a GenBank genome assembly
AUGCAAGCAGGCGAUAUCGUAUUGAUUAAAGAAGAAAACGUGCCAAGAAACUGCUGGCGCACUGCUCGAGUCAAAGAAGCUUAUACCUCUGAUGACAGACUCGUUCGAAAGGUAAAGAUCAUCGUGAGCGAUCCUUCACUUUCAAGGGGAGGAAAACAUGUUCGAGCAACGACUGUUCUGGAGAGACCAGUUCAUAAGCUGGUACUACUUCUGAAGUUGAACUCUGAAGAUACAACCAAUGAUUAA